Fomitopsis serialis is the source of this 627-nucleotide messenger RNA. RefSeq lists its product as uncharacterized. The annotation marks the transcript as partial. The transcript is spliced from 2 exons. NCBI's taxonomy places the organism in Eukaryota, Fungi, Basidiomycota, Agaricomycetes, Polyporales, Fomitopsidaceae. The record is from RefSeq and is a predicted model, not a curated record.
CCUAAGAUCAAACAAGGACUUCGCAUGAACCUAUAUCAAUUGACGGGAGGUUUCCGUAUUACCGGCUACGUGCAAACUCAGGUCUAUAUUGAGUCGGAACAAGGUCAUACGCUCAAAAUGCUAGCAGAAUGCUACGUAGUUCCCGGGAUGUCCUCUUCCUUGCUACUUGGAGAAGAUUUCCAUGUCAACUACGAGCUAGGUGUCACGCGAAGCUUGACGGAAGGAUCGGCCAUCCAAGUGGGCGACUCCGGUUACUCCAUUCCCGCUUCCUCAGCAGCCCGCAAGGAUCGACCACCUAUCAAGAUCAUAACCAGAGGAGCUGACUCCAGUUUCCAACGUCCUACGGCUAUCGCGACUCAAGACGUGCGAAUUUCGCCGCACUCUUGUCGUCCGGUGCCGGUCCAAGCUUCUUUCCUUGAACACGACUCCUGGUUCGUCGAAAAAACGGUUCUAGGUCAAGCAGACGGUUCCUUCCUGCUAACCACCCCAUCCAUUAUCGACGCCGAGCAUGCCUAUGUAUCCAUCACCAACCCGACUGAACGUCCCGUUAUGGUACGCAAAGGCGAAUCCCUCGGUCUCCUUCACGACCCCGCUUCGCAUUUUAUGGACCACUCCUCGGAUUUGGAA